AUGUUAUCUAAUUUUUUUAAGACCAGCACCAUCACUUCAAAUGUUUUGUUUGCUUCUAAAGCCAUUGUUCCAAAGUUGCAGUCAUUACAAGCCAGUAACAAGAGGUUAAUUUCUACAAGAAAUAGUAUUCUUUUACAAAAGAAGCAAGGUAAAUCUUCAGAACAACCUCAAUCUAUUUUGACUGAUGAUUUAUUGACUAAAGCUGGGAUAGAUAUCGAUGAUCCUUCCCUAAGUACCAAGAAUGGUCCACAAUCUAGUUUUAGUGAAACAAAUGACAAAAACGCUGAUAAUCAACAACAGAGUGGUGCUGAUGGAACUCAAACAAAGAAAUCCAAGAAAUCAAGAAAGACUACCACCGAAAUCAAAAGAGAAAGAUAUGCUAAUUGGUUCUAUAUUUUCUCAUUCUCUGCAAUUGGUGGAUAUGGGUUAUAUAUGACUAGAGAUUGGGAAGAUAAUGAACCACAGGAAUUAAAAGAUAAAGUAGCCAAUGGCUAUACUGCUUCUUUGAUGUAUGGUAGAUUCAAAGCUAGAUUCAAUUCCAUCUUUACUUAUUUCCAAGAACCUCCAUUCCCAGAUUUAUUACCACCUCCACCUCCACCCCCAUACCAAAGACCUCUAACUCUUGUGUUGAGUUUGGAAGACUUGUUAGUUCAUUCGGAAUGGACUCAGAAGAACGGUUGGAGGACUGCCAAGAGACCUGGUGUUGAUUAUUUCCUUGGUUAUUUAUCUCAAUACUAUGAAAUUGUUUUAUUUUCUUCCAAUUACAUGAUGUACAGCGAAAAAAUAGCUGAGAAAUUAGAUCCACUACAUGCUUUCAUUUCUUAUAAUCUUUAUAAAGAGCACUGUGUCUAUAAAGAUCAUGUCCAUAUCAAAGAUUUGUCCAAAUUGAAUAGAGAUGUCAAUAAAGUUAUCAUGAUUGACACUAAUCCGGAUUCUUAUAAACUACAACCGGAGAAUGCUAUCCCGAUGAAACCAUGGGAAGGUGAAAAUGAUGAUAAAUUGAUUCAAUUGAUCCCAUUCUUGGAGUAUUUAGCUACCCAACAAGUGUCCGAUGUUAAGCCUAUCUUAAACAGUUUUAAGGAUAAAUAUAAUAUCCCAUUGGAAUUUCAUGACCGUGUUAAUAAAUUAAGAACUAAAUUUGUAGAAGAACAAGAAAAGAAGGCACAAGGUAAUUGGGCAUUACGUCUAUUAGGCGUUGCUACUACAUCCUAUAAUAAUAGCAAAUUCCCAUUGGAUUUGAUUCGUGAAGAGGGUGAAAAGAACUAUAUUAGAUUCAUGAAAUUGAUUGAAGAAGAAAAGGAGAAGAUGAGAAUUCAACAAGAAAAGAUGAGUGGUCAAACUUUCACUUUGAAGGAUUAUGUAGAAGGUAACAUACCAACUCCUGAGCAGCAGAUGGAACAACAAGCAAAAUUACAAAAAGAGGUGGACGAAAUUUAUGAACAAAGAAAGAGGGAAAGAACUGAGACUAAUUAA
This is a messenger RNA of Arxiozyma heterogenica, 1473 nucleotides long. RefSeq names its product protein translocase subunit TIM50 (gene TIM50). The record is from RefSeq and is a predicted model, not a curated record. The transcript has a single exon. Gene Ontology annotation, biological process: protein import into mitochondrial matrix. The coding region runs from base 1 to 1473 and encodes 490 amino acids. Gene Ontology annotation, cellular component: TIM23 mitochondrial import inner membrane translocase complex. Lineage: Eukaryota; Fungi; Ascomycota; Saccharomycetes; Saccharomycetales; Saccharomycetaceae.